Molecule: messenger RNA, 5250 nt
Organism: Lethenteron reissneri (Far Eastern brook lamprey)
Lineage: Eukaryota; Metazoa; Chordata; Hyperoartia; Petromyzontiformes; Petromyzontidae
Gene: TNPO3
Product: transportin 3
Biological process (GO): protein import into nucleus
Cellular component (GO): cytoplasm
Source: RefSeq, a predicted model, not a curated record
GGAGGGCGCGCAGAGUGGAGGGGGGUUGGUCACCGGCAUUGGCGGCUUCUUCUCCCUCCUCCGCCACGGUCCGACCCCCUCCGCACCACCGCGCCCGGGCCGCGCUCCGUCUCCAUCCGUCCACACCCCCCUCCCUUCCACCACGCCACCGAGUUAACUCGCACCCCGUACAGUCACAAUGGACGCCGCCGCCGCUGCCGCCGCCGCCGCUGCUGCCGCCACAGUAGGAGCGGCGGGAGGCGGGAAGCCGUCUCUAGACGUGGUGUACCAGGCCAUACAGGCGCUGUACCACGACCCCGAGCCCGCGGGCAAGGAACGCGCCUCCGUUUGGCUCGGAGAGUUUCAGCGAUCGAUGUUCGCGUGGGAGAUCUCGGAUCAGCUGCUGCAGAUGCGCCGGGACGUGGAGUCUUGCUACUUUGCGGCGCAGACCAUGAAGAUGAAGAUUCAGUUUGCCUUCUUUGAGCUGCCAGCUGACACGCAUGCCUCCCUGCGCGACUCCCUUCUGACGCACAUCGAGACGCUCAAGGACGUGUCACCCGUCAUCGUCACCCAGCUGGCACUGGCGAUAGCGGACCUGGCCCUGCAGAUGGCAACUUGGAAGGGCUGCGUGCAGACCCUUAUAGAAAAGUAUGGCAACGAUGUGUCGUCGCUGCCCUUCCUGCUGGAGAUCCUGACGGUGCUGCCCGAGGAGGUGCACAGCCGUUCACUGCGCAUCGGUGCCAAUCGCCGCACGGAGAUCAUCGAGGAGCUGGCCUACCAUUCGGCUGUGGUGGUCACCUUGCUGGCGGCGUGUGCCGAAAACUGUGGCUCGGACGAGAAGACGCUCGUGAAGGUGUUUCGCUGCCUGGCCAGCUGGUUUAACUUGGCCGUGCUUGACUGUCACUUCAUGGCCAACAACAAACUGCUGCUCAUCCUCUUCCAAGUGCUGCAACACGACCAGGCCCCAAGCGCGCUGCACGAGGCGGCUUGCGACUGCCUGUGCUCAGCCCUCUACGGACUGGAGAACGUGCACACAGAGCUGCCGCUCGCCACGCAGCUCUUCGAGGGGGUCAUGACUCUGCAGAAUGGCUACCACAUGGCGGUGGCGCGUGAGGACCUCGACAAGGCCUUAAACUACUGCCGGGUGUUCACGGAGCUGGCGGAGACAUUCCUGGAGAUGAUCGUGCUCUCACCGGGGCACGGCCUGGGCAACCUGUGGACCCUAGACAUGCUGCUGACCUGCGCUGGGCACUGCCAAUACGAGGUGGCGGAGAUCACUUUUAACCUGUGGUACCGGCUCUGCGAGCAGCUCUUCCAGCUCAAGGAUAACGACCUGAACGCUGUGUUCCGGCCAUACGCACAGCGCCUGAUACACGCGCUCUGCCGGCAUUGCCAGAUGGACCCUGACCACGAAGGGGUUCCGGAUGAAGCGGAUGACUUUUGGGAGUUUCGCCUGCGUGUGUCGGACCUCGUAAAGGAUGUCAUCUUCUUAGUUGGCCCGGCUGAGUGUUUCGCUCAGCUCUUUGCCACCCUGAAGGACUCAAACCCUCCUUGGGAAGUCACGGAGGCCGUGCUCUUCAUCAUGUCUGCCAUCGGAAAAAGCAUUGACUCAGAUAACGCGCAGACUCUGGCAGAGGUGAUGCAGGCCGUGGUGACGCUGCCGGAUGAUGCACACCUCGCCGUGCAGUACACGAGCAUACAGCUGGUCGGCGAGCUGGGAGACUUUAUUGACCGCAAUCCGCACUUCCUGGAGCCGGUGCUGAACUUCUUGACCAAGGGUCUACGGCAGAAGGAGCUGGCGUCCGCGGCUGCGUCGGCCGUGCAGAGCAUUUGCUCGGCGUGCCGCGACCACAUGGCCGUGCACUUUGAGGGGCUCCUGCAGAUCGCGCGCUCCAUCGACACCCUGGGCCUGUCGCACGAGUCUGCCAUCGGCCUGCUCAAGGGCACCGCGCUCGUUCUGGCAAGGUUGCCUCUGGACAAGAUCUCGGAGAGUUUAAAAGAUCUCUGCGCCGUUCAAGUGAACGCACUAAAAAAGCUGUUAACACUGGAAGCAAGCAACGGUGUCUCUACUGAUCCGACAAUUUGGCUGGAUCGUCUGGCAGCAAUCUUCAGGCAUACGAAUCCCAUCGUUGAGAAUGGUCAGCUCCACCCGUGCCAAGCAGUCAUCCAGGAGAUCUGGCCCGUGCUCUCAGACACGCUCAACAAGAACCAGGCCGACAACCGCAUUGUGGAGCGUUGCUGCCGCUGCCUCCGCUUCGCCAUCCGCUGUGUGGGCAAGGGCUCGGCGAGCCUGCUGCACCCUCUCGUGACACAGAUGGUGAGCGUGUACCAGGUGCAUCCGCACUCCUGCUUCCUCUACCUGGGCUCCAUCCUGGUGGAUGAGUACGGCAUGGAAGAGGGCUGCCGGCAGGGUCUUCACGACAUGCUGCAGGCCUUCUGUGGCCCCACAUUCCUGCUUUUGGAGCAGCCAAGUGGACUGCGCAAUCACCCGGACACGGUGGAUGAUCUCUUCCGGCUGGCCACAAGGUUCAUCCAGCGGAGCCCCGUGACGCUUCUGCAGAGCGCCGCCAUGCCGGCCAUCUUGCAGUGCGCUCUCGUGGCCGCAACCCUGGACCACCGUGACGCCAACUGCAGCGUGAUGAAGUUCGUGCGCGACAUGGUGCACACCGGCAUCGUCAAUGACCACAAGGAGGACUUCGAGGCGCGCCGCGAGCUGGUGCACGGAAUUCUGCAGCAGCAUGGACAGGUGCUGGUGGAUCGCCUGCUGCAGGCCGCCUGUUUCUACCUGCCCCCGUCCACACUAUCCGACCUCUCUGAGGUGCUCUGGGAGCUGGAGCUCUUCGACCGAGCGACCUUCUGCCGGUGGCUGGAGCAUUCCCUCAAGGGUCUUCCCAAGGAGUCGACGGGAGGAGCCGUCACUGCCACCCACAAACAGCUGACAGACUUCCACAAACAGGUCACAAGUGCAGAGGAUUGUAACACAGUGACCUGGGCUCUGCGAGAGUUCACCAAGCUGUACAGAUAGCCACACAGUGGACGUACUGAUGGGGUUUGCCGUGGCAGGUGGUGGCCUCGAGCUGCUUCUCCGCAGCCUCUGACCCUGCAACGAGCCUUGCUUGGUGCCACAAUGAAGUGUGGCGAGGGAUUUUGACUCCUCACCGAGACGACAAUUCGCGCCGCUGGACAGUUUGUUAGACCACCUUGAACGCAUCUCAAUCUAGGAUGAGCCUUUUCCUUUACGACACGGACAUUGGGUGUAAAUAGAAUGCACGUGAAAAACUCGUCGGCUUGGAGGGCGGGGCAGCAAUACAAGAGGGCAGUUAUUGCAGGUGCUGGUGGAGGCUGGAAAUGGGGAGAGAAAGGGGGGAGGGUGAAUAUUGUGGUAGGAAGCAGUGAGGAGGAGCACACUGGGGAGCGAAGUGGGCCUGAUUGAAAGCGAGCUGAAGACACAACACACCUUGCUUUUAUGGUCUUAAAGUACGCGCUGUUGCCGCCCGACGAGCAGCGCACGCGGGGCGAUUGUUCGCGUCGGUUUGUCAGCAUUUCCCAUAACCGCUUGCUGCUCUGACUGCCACGGCGAGGCAACGCCGCUAUCGCCUCCCCCCCAUUGCCUUUGCCGCGUGCAUUCCGGACGAGAGCGCACCACAGGGAGAGAGAGAGACGACGCCGUCGCCACGCGCACGCGAACGGGUCACACAGCGGUGACGGACACGGCGGCGAUUCGGGCAACGCGCGCGUACGAACGAGCGAUGAGCGGGGAGAGCAGUUUUAUACGUUUUAGAGGAGCGUUUUAGAACAAAGAAUGCAUAGGCGGCGCGCGCACGCGUGUGUACGUUAACACCUCCAACCUUGCAGUGCCAUAAAUUAGUAGCGUUGAGCGUGACUCGGGAAAUUGUUUGCCAGCUCCUAGCCCACAGCGCGUGCUUGAUGUCCCUUGCGCAGCUGGGCAAAACCAAACCAGAAUUCCAACAUUAAACAGUGUUUUUUUUUAGAUUUGAAAGAUAUAUAUAUAUUUUUUGGGUUGUAAGUGUAUUUUUGAAGAGGACCCCUUUAUUUGGAAGUAUUUUGAAUCUUUAUUUAAUUAGGAUUUAAAACAUAAAAUGAAGCUGAUUAAUCAUGUUAAAAUUAAGCUAGGAGUUGUGCAAAAUAUAGGAACAAGCAAUUGAAACAUUUCUGCAGAAAUUAUUUUUUUCGUUUAAAUGCAAAGCCAGAAAAAGAGAGAUAGCCGUUUACAGGAUUAGAAUGAUUGACAUUGUUUCGCAUAUCAUUCGAGAGCACAGUUUCAUGGGCAACAUUGGCACUGGUCCAGUGGCUGCCCAUAACUUUGCUCGUGUCAGUCCUAACUUUAAAAGCGUGUGGCAUUUAAGUUAUUUUUCCAAGAUGUGAAAGUGCAAAAGUAAUAUUUUGUACAUUAAACUGGAAUGUUGGGAAAGUGAGCACCUUCGCUCUGUUGUAAACCCCCCUGUUGCUUGAAUCGGCCGGUGGGGAGUUUUUUUUGACGGCAGGUGGAAAAUGAAGAGAAGCGGUGCGCGCGCAGAUUUGCGAAACGUUGAGCUUCCUUAAUUCUUUUUUUUGAGACUGUCAAAUGUUUAUUUUUUUUCCCCGUUCACGUUCUUCGACAGCGUUAGUUAUAAUUUUUUGUGUCUUUUAGCACGAAGCGGCGUUUACGAUUGCUGUGCUGUGGUCACGACGGUAUUGAUCGUCAUUCGGGUUUCCUUAAGAAUUAGAAGACGAAAUCAAGGCAGGCUUUGAAUGAAAAAUUGAGUGAGACGUACUGUGUAUCAUCAAUUCAGAAUCUCAAGCGAAGGUCUUUGUAUAGAAUCCUGGCAAGAUUAGUACGUUUAGUACUGGAGUGGUGUACAUAGUAUGCACACAUUACCAUAGACACGGAAACAAAAUGUGAUUCAAUUUAAAUUAUGGGAAACUGGUUUGCGUUAGCUCUUGCUUUUUUUGCGUCGUUAUUUUUUCUUAAAUCCGCCCCAUUGGAUUUAACUUUUGGAUCAAGAAGUCUCAAGUGCUGCCGUGAUGAAGCCCACAAUUACCUUGCCUCUUGCCCUCGGAACAUGUCUGUAAUUCGGCCAGUGGCUCGCACGUCUUAUGUUUUUUUUUUUCUCUUCGUAAAAGCGAGGAUGCGGUCACCUCGCGCACAGGUCUCGGAAAACUCUUUGACGGGCUCUCGCCCACUCUGCGUCAACGGCUUGCGUCGGAUUGCGAACGGACGGGUUUUUUUUGAUGUACCUUAGCGAAAUCUAUAAAACUGUCGGAGAUGGA